AUGGCCCAGCAAGAUCCCCGUCCCGCAGAGCCUGGUGCAGAAGGGGCUAUAGGUGAUGUUGCGCAGGCCAUGUGUAAGCAGGUGGUCUGGGUCCAAACAAACGUCGCGGCCUGGAUCCAGAAAACGCAGUUUGCGCAUGCGAUGCUUGGUCCUGGUGGUCGCUUGGACACCUUGCCGCCCUUACAGAUCGAAACACCCGGAACUGCUGGCGAGGAGAUGUACCAGCGAGGCCAUUGUGUGGAGGCCCUUCGGACCAGCGGCAUGUACGAGGGUUCAGUGACAUUUGCCAGCGCUCGGGAUGCGUUGGCAGACAUCCCGUAUGCGGACCUCUGGAUGGCGGAAACGAAAGGUCGCUUGGUCUGUCCGGCGGUCCUCUUUGCCAGGGUCACGGACGAGAAGAGUGUGGACAAGCCUUGGGAAUUGCUUGGCGGGUCAGGCCUGCUGCUCGCGUUCUACUUGGUCUUGGCCCGGUCUGUGGACGGCCAGGACUGGGAGGUCGUGGACAAGCUGCUGUCAGCAGCCCUGAGCACCACCAUCAGGGUCCACACGGGCAGGACCGACUCCGAGGACAUCGCCAGGGUGAAGAUGGACUGGCUGGGCCUGAGCAGGAAAUUGGGCCAGCUGGCACCCAGUUUGUUGCUUUGGCUGCGCUGGUUCCAUGAGGGCACUAAGGGUUGGGGUUUAGGCAUGGACAGCAAGUCCCUCAAGCUCUUGGAGACCAAGAAGGUGCGGUACGAAGGCCGUGCGAUCUCCAAGGAGAAGCUGGAGUUGGGCAUCUUGGCCGGGACCCUCGGUCUUUGUGAUGCAGACACGUGGUCGUCGGCCUGGUCACUGGAGCGGGAGUUUGGCAGGGGUCUGACGGACAACCAGGCAAAGUUGCUGAUUCUCAUGAGGGCCGCUAACAAGCACCACAAGGAGUACCCCAUCAGCGAGAAGUGUGAGGCGCUGAGCCACGUUGAUCCGAAGCAGAUCCUGCUUUACUUCUUCCAGGUCUUGCUGGUGGCUUUCAGGUCGGAGUACGCCAACCUCGACGAGGACUUCCGUGAGGGCAACAGGCUAGAGACCUUCUUGUUGCUGAUGUACAUGAAGCUCAGCUUGGUCGCUUUGGCCAGCACCCUCAUAGAGGUGUCGGACGUGGAUGGCGACAUCAAGAAGAAGCUUCAGCAUGUGGUGGUCCUGUUUGCCUCCCCUCUGGAGUUCCAGAGCCACAUGGAUGCAGCAAGCUUCGACCCACACAGAGAGUUCUACACGAGUGUCUUUGGCAAGCCGGGCGACGCAGGGUCUUCGGUCAGUGACUCUUCGGUCAGUGACUCAAUCGUGCUUGACUUCAUCGCGGCUGUUUACCCACUCUUCGAUGGUUCCAACGACGCGGCGGUGAAGAAGUGUUCCGAGGACAUGACUCUGGCCGAUUUUCCGGGCCAUGUUUUCGAGGGAGGACACGGCAAGGGCUCGAAGGACGCCGACUUUGCACCUUGGCGACUGUGGUACAAAGCAAUGCAGCAGCCCAGCCCCGAUGCCUGUGUGUAA
Molecule: messenger RNA, 1527 nt
Organism: Symbiodinium natans
Lineage: Eukaryota; Dinophyceae; Suessiales; Symbiodiniaceae
Source: the annotation of a GenBank genome assembly